Molecule: messenger RNA, 941 nt
Organism: Sinocyclocheilus rhinocerous
Lineage: Eukaryota; Metazoa; Chordata; Actinopteri; Cypriniformes; Cyprinidae
Product: zinc finger E-box-binding homeobox 2-like
Exons: 6
Coding region: 300-941 (213 amino acids)
Source: RefSeq, a predicted model, not a curated record
CCCUGUGCUGAUAGGUGGCGUGUGUUUCUCUCUCUCUCUCGAAAAGAAAGGAGGAAAACAGUGUCAUUCGAGGCGUGUGAGCGCGUCAGUCCGAGCGCAGGUUUGAGUCCUGGAGUGUGUGAGAGGAUCAGUCAGGAAUAACGCGCCUCUGUUUCUCAGGCUUUAUUCUGGACCCAGACACUAUAACACACACAACACACACUCCUGCAGCCGAGACCACAAGAGGGAGCGGUCCACCCUGCUGCUGUGUUUGCUCGGGUCUGAGUCCAUGCAAACUGCCAUCUGAUCCACGUUUAUCAAUGCGGGAGCUGAUCAUGGCGGAUGGCCCCCGGUGUAAGAGACGAAAACAAGCCAACCCGCGGAGGAAAAACGCAGUGUUGGACUAUGAGAACGUUGUAGAAACCGGAUCAGAGACAGAAGAAGAGGACAGACUUCUGGUGUCGGAGGAGGACGGCUUGCUCAACGGGGCGGGGAGUCCAGUCAGCCUCGUCAAUCAAGAGUCUGUGGCUCCGCCCUCUCCGACCCUGGGUCACACACUGCUGAGGAAGACUGUGGAUGAUGAAGAUGAUAUGAAGGACAGUGGAAUAGAGAACGUAUGGCACGAAAACGACUUGCUGAGUGCGUCAGUCGAUGGUAUCGAUGAGCUGAAGGGAGACUAUGACACUAUGGGGCCCGAUGCCGCUUUAGAGCCGGUUGGGAACGGUACAGUGAAGAGCGUUCACUGCGCUACUGAGUUUGAGGAUUUCUUCGGGAAGCGUAAACUGGUGGACAGUGAAAGUCAUGUGGUCAGCAUUGCCGAAUACCUCCAGAGAGGAGACACAGCCAUCAUCUACCCCGAGGCACCAGAGGAACUCUCCCGUUCCCGCCUCGCCACGCCCGAAGCCAACGGACACGAGGAGAACGGUUUAAACCAUGGUAAACAACUGCUUUUAGCCAGUUAG